AUGGCAGACAUUUUAAUGCACAAACUUGACAGAACUAAAGUUUUUCCACCUUAUUAUAAUAAACCUGAAGAUUUGAUCAAUCCGUCAAAACAAAAAACUUCAGGAAUACCUCGUCCUCCAAAUGGUUUCUUGCUUUGUAGGAAGAAUGUACAUAAACAGGCAAAGCAACGUGGAAUACAUAACAUGAGAGUUAUAAGCAAAGUCACAGGAAUGUUAUGGAGAAGCGCUUCACCACAAGAAAAGGAACUUUACGAACGUUUGGCUCUUGACGUUCAAAAUUUACAUUCACAACGAUACCCGGGAUACAAAUACAAACCAACAUCCCGGGCAAAACCGCCUACAACUUGUAAUCUUAAUCAUGAAUAUUAUCAACCUUACAUGAUUCCGCCACAAAUUCUUGUUGUGCCAACUACACAACUUCAACAAACACCUCUAAAUAUGACUACUUAUCCAAUGACUGAUUCACUUCUUCAAUUUACACAAGAAGAUAUCGAUUUGCUUAAUUGGUAUUGGAGUUCCUAA
Messenger RNA from Dentiscutata erythropus, 522 nucleotides. The record is from the annotation of a GenBank genome assembly. NCBI's taxonomy places the organism in Eukaryota, Fungi, Glomeromycota, Glomeromycetes, Diversisporales, Gigasporaceae.